AUGACAUGCCAGACAUUCAGUGCCGCGGACUCGUUCACCACACUUGCAGGAGACUCCCCUGCCUUGCCACUGCUAAUGCACCACGCCAGCACAGGGGAAUGCCUGCCCGUAAGCAGCCACGCCAGCAACAUGGUGUCUGCAGUGUCCUCCGGUUUGUCUCUGGUCCAGUCGUCCAAGCGGUCUCACAUGCACCUGUCCACCUCUGCCCUUGGCAACACAUCAGCUGGCCUGCACUAUCCCAUGCCUCCUUGUCACUAUAGCAACCAGCAGACGACAUACGGGAUGAUGGCAGCACAGGAGAUGCUCUCUGCUAGCAUUUCACAGACUCGCAUCCUACAGACUUGUAGCAUGCCCCAUCCCAACAUGGUCAACGGAGCCAACACAUUACCAGGCAGCUUGGCCCCAUGCCUGUACAAGUUCCCAGAGCACAGCCUGGGAGGUGGGUCAUGUGCGCUGAGCCACAGUUUCACCCCGCUGCCCCAGGGCCUUCUGACGGAGGAGCCCAGCCUGGGCGACAUCAAACAGGAGCUCCGCAGGAAGAGCCGACCCCCAGAGGAACCCCCUGACAUGGACUCACCCCAGAUUCGGGAGCUGGAGAAGUUUGCUAAUGAUUUCAAACUGCGCAGGAUCAAGCUGGGAUACACUCAGACCAAUGUGGGUGAGGCGCUAGCUGCUGUCCAUGGGUCAGAGUUCAGCCAGACCACUAUCUGCCGUUUUGAGAACCUUCAGCUCAGCUUCAAAAAUGCUUGUAAGCUGAAAUCCAUCCUGGCCAAGUGGCUGGAGGAGGCCGAACAGGCUGGAGCUCUAUUUAAUGAGAAAAUGGGCAUGCACGAGAGAAAGCGGAAGCGGAGAACAACCAUCAGUAUGGGGGCAAAAGAGGCCCUGGAGAGAAAUUUUGUGGAGAAGAGCAAGCCAUCCUCGCAGGAGAUAGUCCGCAUGGCGGAAGGGCUGCACCUGGAGAAAGAGGUAGUGCGCGUGUGGUUCUGCAAUCGCAGGCAGCGGGAGAAGCGUGUCAAAACCAACCUGCACCACAGCUCUUUCUUUUCUAAAGAGGUUCCCUCCUGUAGGUAG
This is a messenger RNA of Alosa sapidissima (American shad), 1071 nucleotides long. It is a transcript of the gene pou1f1, whose product is annotated as POU class 1 homeobox 1. Gene Ontology annotation, biological process: regulation of transcription by RNA polymerase II. Bases 1 to 1071 code for a protein of 356 amino acids. Gene Ontology annotation, molecular function: DNA-binding transcription factor activity, RNA polymerase II-specific; RNA polymerase II cis-regulatory region sequence-specific DNA binding. The record is from RefSeq and is a predicted model, not a curated record. The transcript is spliced from 7 exons. NCBI's taxonomy places the organism in Eukaryota, Metazoa, Chordata, Actinopteri, Clupeiformes, Clupeidae.